AGAAGGCGCCAGAAACUUGGGAAACAAACCCGGGAAGCGCGAUGCAUUAUCACUAAGACCAGCGGGUUUUCCCUCCGACCUGGUAGGAAAAUGGAGCCACGCGGCAGGUGUGUUCUGGAAGGCGAGUCGCCGCCUGAUGAGCGUCCCACCUGUUGCUGGUCUUGGCGCGGAGUCCGAUCCAGUCGGGCUGCUUGUUAACGGAAGGGAGUGCGGGGUAGACCCGUGCCGCGCGGGGCUGUGACACAGCGGCUGCAAUCAGAAGCGUUUAUAGGUUCUGCCCGGGGAUGGGGUGGGAGCAGAAUCCACAGUUGAAGGCUGAGACUUUUCUCCACUUUCCAAGCUGUCGGCACAUAGAAAUGCCUUUGAAUUCCCAAAUUGAGGAAAGCAUUCAGAUAACCGGUUUGACAGAUAACUCCAUUGGCAGGAAAGCUGAAUUUGGAAGCGAGGAGGACAUGUAUCGUGCUGCGGAUGAAAUAGAAAAGGAGAAAGAGUUACUUAUACAUGAAAGAGGGUUAUCAGAACCUAAAUUAAGUGUAGCUCCUGAAAUGGAUAUCAUGGACUACUGCAAAAAGGAAUGGAGAGGAAAUACGCAAAAAGCUACAUGCAUGAAAAAGGGCUACGAAGAGGUAUCUCAGAAAUUCACCUCCAUAAGGCGAGUCCGCGGAGAUAACUACUGUGCGCUGAGGGCCACACUGUUCCAGGCCAUGAGCCAGCCUGCGGGGCUGCCCUCCUGGCUGCAGGACCCGGAGCUCACGCUGUUACCAGAAAAACUCAUAAGCAAAUACAGCUGGAUCAAGCAGUGGAAACUUGGAUUGAAAUUUGAGGGGAAGAGCGAGGACCUGGUUGAUAAAAUUAAGGAGUCCCUCACUUUACUAAGAAAGAAGUGGGCAGGCUUGGCUGAACUGAGAACUGCUGAAGCAAGGCAGAAAGCUUGUGAUGAACUGUUCACAAAUGAAGAGGAAGAAUAUAGCCUUUAUGAAGCUGUAAAAUUUCUAAUGUUACACAGAGCCAUUGAACUAUAUGAUGAUAAAGAGAAGGGAGAGGACGUACCAUUUUUCUCUGUGCUUCUGUUUGCUCGGGACACAUCCAGUGACCCUGGACAGCUACUGAGGAACCAUCUAAAUCAGGUGGGACACACUGGUGGCCUCGAACAGAUUGAAAUGUUCCUUCUGGCCUAUGCUGUGCGCCACACCAUCCAGGUGUACCGGCUCUCCAAGUACAGCACUGAGGAGUUCAUCACGGUCUACCCCACAGACCCACCCAGGGACUGGCCGGUGGUGACCCUGAUUGCUGAGGACGAUCGGCAUUACAACAUCCCCGUCAGAGUGUGUGAGGAGACGAGUUUGUGAGAGAAAUACACCCGGACAGCCUGGCAGCAGGGAGAGGUGUGCGGGCUGCUCCUCAGCUCGGGCCUCGGCUUGCUGGUCUCUUAGAAUGAAUUACGUGGACUCUUGGACCCUGUGAGCCAAGCUGGCCUGGGAUGUUCUGAAGACUAGCUUCUGAUAAUGAGUUAACCAAGUUUUCUUCUCAUUUAUGAUGCAGUGUUUUAGUGGGGCCUUCCAACACAUCUGUUGGAAGCUGCACACUCCAUCUUUGUUAUAAAACAAAUACUUUAGUAUCAGAAGAAUGUUCUUUAUAUCUCAAACCAAACUUUCUCUAUUAGUAAACUGGCUUUCGAAUUUUUAAUAGUAAUUUUUUUGUUUUUGUGGUAAUGGGUCUCUGUGGUGCCCUUCCUAUGCAGUCUGCUUACGUGGUAUAAUUCUGGGAUGGAGCCUGCUAAUGGCAGUCUCGACAUCCUCUGAUAGUCUUGGCAAGCAGGGGUUUGGAUUUAUAUACUAAUUAAAGCUACUUUAAACAGAUUAUUUAAUAGAUGAUUGAGAAUUGGUUUUUUAAAGGCUGGAGAAGUUGCAGGAGGGAGAUGAUGGCACCUGUAAAUCCUUGCUCUUCGACAUGACCAGUGUUGAGGCCGCAGCCACACCAGGUCUGGUGCAAGUGGUGUGCUCUAGUGUCGGGCUGUUUAUUACUCUGUGGCCCAUAGGUUCACUAUUAUAGUCAGAACAGAGUUCAGAUCUACUUGUGUUUUUAGAGGAGGAAACCAAGGCCAAAUGACCGCAGGGCACUCAGAUAUCUGAGUUUAGGGGUGGGAUAAGCUGGAUCCAGGUCUUCCUGUGCCCUUUUCCUACUAUUUUUUAGGAUGUUUCUAUUGCCAAAUUCAUCUGCUGGCAGGGGAUGAGUAACAGCAGAGUAGCUAAGGUUUUUCAUGAGUUAGUUUAAGCAGAACUGCGUACUAAAACAGUGCAAAAGUAUGGCUAUGUUGCAUCUGUCCCUGAUUUGGUUUGGGAAGCCCUGAGGGAGGCAGGGUUCUGGGCCCUGAGCAAUUGCCUGCACGGUGAAUGAAUGGUGGUUAUGGGGCAGCCUAGCUGCCUGUGGCCUGCAUUAGGACCUGAAUUGUCCACGUGAGGCGUGGACAGUGCUCACAGUUACCAGACACGUCACUCUUUAGGGUUGUACCAGCAGCACCUGAAUUGGCUCAGCAUUAGUAGAGGUGGUGUUUCCCUGAAGCACUGAGCUUUAUUUUAGAAUAACUUAAAUCUUUAUUUGGUGCAGUUUAAUAGUUUAUAAGCUCUCUAAUCUGUGUUUUUUCAGAGGGGUGAACCUUUUUGGAAAAUCUAAGUUUUGCUUUCACUUCAGAUUCUUAGUUGAGAAAACUCAGAGGCCACACAAAACUAUUCAGACUGUUACGUUAGUAUUUUCCCCAUGACCUCAUCAGUAAUGGUCACCACAUUUUGGUAGAUGCUAAUUCUACUCUAAAUGUGUGUGGGUUGGGGAGGCUUGUGUUUUUCACUGUGAAAUGCAAUGGUGCCUGGAUAGGAGGUGCCUAGAAGCCAAGUUCAAGUAAUAAUAAUGAUUUCUUGUUGGCUUUGAUGCUUCAUUUUAGUAUUUGUAACAUAACAGGAAACACAUAACAUUUCAUCUUGAAUAUUUUUAAAAGCGUAACUUCAAAUGUGUAGGUUGAACAAGGCAGCAGGGGUCUGUGUUCCUCUGACCAUUUGUUCAUACCCACCAUUGAAUUUAAUGAUACUCAUGAUCA
Molecule: messenger RNA, 3091 nt
Organism: Myotis davidii
Lineage: Eukaryota; Metazoa; Chordata; Mammalia; Chiroptera; Vespertilionidae
Gene: OTULIN
Product: OTU deubiquitinase with linear linkage specificity
Exons: 7
Coding region: 285-1349 (354 amino acids)
Biological process (GO): protein linear deubiquitination
Molecular function (GO): cysteine-type deubiquitinase activity
Source: RefSeq, a predicted model, not a curated record